Molecule: messenger RNA, 1811 nt
Organism: Bolinopsis microptera
Lineage: Eukaryota; Metazoa; Ctenophora; Tentaculata; Lobata; Bolinopsidae
Product: dnaJ homolog subfamily C member 14-like
Exons: 7
Coding region: 92-1114 (340 amino acids)
Source: RefSeq, a predicted model, not a curated record
AGCGAUGUGAAGAUCCCGCAACACUCUCCAGAGCCGGCCUCGUGACUCACGCGCGUGAUGUAGAGCGCACGUGCGCGUACUACACGUUUCUAUGAUAACGGUAUCUGGUGCUUGCUACGCUCUACUUAAUGUCUUCCUGUUGGUGAUAUGCGUGGUUUACAUCGCAGUGCGCGCUGUGCUCGGUGCAUGCUGGUGGUGCGUUAAAACACCUGUCCUCUUCUGCUUCUACUUCUUCAUGGGUGUUAAGAACUUCGUGCAGCACGGUAAAGCCCAGCUGCCGGAAGAGGAAGAGUUUGAUCCAGAGAACAUGUUUGCAAACAGACGCAGAGCACCGACAGGUCCUAAACGUGAACCCGGACAAGGGUUUACUACUGAACUUCCAAAAAAUACUGAAGACAGCAUAAAGCGGCUCCUAUCGUUAGCGAACAAAGACUGCUACACAGUAAUGGGAGUCACUCCUGACGCCAACCAGGCUGAUAUUAAGAAAGUCUACCGACAACAAGCAAUCCUCGUUCAUCCUGACAAAACAUCACAUCCUGGAGGUGAUGCAGCCUUCAAGAUACUGGCACAGGCAUUUGAGACUGUAGGGGACCCUGAAAAACGUAGUGAGUACGACGAAGGGUUGAUAACACCAGAACAGUUCGCAGAAGACAUCGAGACAAUGAUGAGGAAGCUGUACGAGACAUACAGCAACACGUUACCCUGUGCGGGUUGUAAUCACGUACACAAGAUUACCCUGUGUGAGGGAAAGGCAUGUAGCCGGUACUGUGAGGAGUGUCGGGAACAGCAUACAGUUAAAGAGAAUGACAUAUGGGCCGAGACCAAAUACAUGGGAUUGCACAUCAGUUAUUUUGCUUGCAGAAAAGGACAAGUAUUCAAUGUCUCGGAUUGGAUUAUCUGUCAGGGUAUCAAGAUCGUACCAAACACUCAUGUAAUACAGUGUGCACUCCGCAACCAGACCAAGACGUUUGACGACAUAAUGGAAGACUGGAAAGAAGAAGCCAUGGGGCAAAAGAAGGGGAAACGCAACAAUGCGGCUCCGGAGGGCCAACAACAACAACCACCACAGCAGUCCAGCAAGUCUAGGAGAUCUCGGAAAAAGAGGAAAAAAUGACCUUCAACACAAUCCCUUGAUUCCACCCAAUCUUAUCGAUGAAUUAAAGACGUUGAUAUGGCCUGGGAAGAAUUAGUCUACAGUUGUAAAUAGUUUGAAUCAGGCCAUCCCUAAUUGGUGAGACUUUAUGAGAAAUUUAUAAAGUCUUUCCAAAAAAGGAUAGCUAGGCGCCAGUUUCAUAUGCAAUUACUAUGGGAAUGUUCACUUAGACCAGUUUACCCAGUUUAACUCAGUGUAGAAAGAUGAUUUAUUGGAAAAUAUAAACGGUCUAGGAAUUUAUUUAUGUUUGUAAAUUUAAGUAAUCUGGUGCAAAUUUCCGGAUUUCUGCGGGUCUGGUUCUACUCCCAGUGUGGUGCGAAGCUCGGUUUUUGAGCGCAUAAACCACCUCCCCAACUGUUGCAACAUAUGUUUUAAAUUAUAGCGUUUGAGUGAUUUAAAAUCAGUGGCACCCGUUUGGGUUUUUAGUGUAAUUGUUAUUGGGAUUUAAAGCUUUAAGGAGUGGCUUACUGUUUUAUAACUUCUUUUGAACUUUGGUUUUUAUUUUAACAACGCUCAGAUUUCGUUGACCAGCCACUGUCGACGGUUGAUAUAUAUAUCUGAUCAAGGUGAUUUGGUGUAUUUAUUAUUUUUCUUAGGAAAUACUACUACGAUGUAACUGACAAUUAUUUUGCAAAUUACCCAAUCAGAAUUCAGAUCA